CUUCAACCUCACUGUAGCUAUGAUUCAUUCAGUAUUGAUAUUUAAUAAUGAUGGUCUACCUCGUUUGCUUAAAUUCUAUACUCCAGUAGACAUAUCAACUCAAAGAUUAUUGUUAAGACAAGUUCAUCAAUUGGUUUCACAAAGACCUUCAGAUCAAUGCUCUUUUUUAACACCGCCUCCUUUAUUAGAGGGUUACGAUGAUAUUCGAGUCAUUUAUAGACACUAUGCUACACUAUAUUUUGUGUUUAUAGUGGAUGAGCAAGAAAGUGAGUUAGGUAUAUUAGAUUUAAUCCAGGUUUUUGUUGAAUGUUUGGAUCAGUGCUUUCAGGAGGUUUGUGAGUUGGAUUUAGUAUUUGGGUGGCAAGUCUUGGAAACAGUUUUAGAUGAGAUUGUUCAGGGUGGUAUGGUGAUUGAUACGAAUAUUUCAAGAAUUGUAGCAGCUGUUGACGAGCUUAAUAGUCAAAAGACUAAGAAUUUAUCAUCAACGAGCUCAUUUCCAAGUCCUUCAAGUAUUUUCCAAGCAAUGGCAAGGGAUACACGAAUGGGUGGAUUAAGUUGGCCAGGUCGUUAAAUUAAAAGUCUGAAUUAAUUUAGAUGAUUUUAGAUGAUUUCGGAUAAUAAAAAGAAUAAUAUCAAUAGUAAUCAAUAAUAUUGGUAAUAUUGAUAAUAGUUGUAAAAUUAUGUUUUCAUUUUGUUUUGAUGAUACUAUUGGUUAGUUUUUACUCCACAAAUUAUUUUGAAAAUUAGAAAUUAAGAUUUAGGGUGAUGAUAUUAAGAUUUUAGGGUAAUUAAGGAAAACAUAAGUUACACUGCAU
Molecule: messenger RNA, 815 nt
Organism: Ascoidea rubescens DSM 1968
Lineage: Eukaryota; Fungi; Ascomycota; Saccharomycetes; Ascoideales; Ascoideaceae
Gene: APS3
Product: Aps3p
Exons: 2
Coding region: 20-571 (183 amino acids)
Biological process (GO): intracellular protein transport; vesicle-mediated transport
Cellular component (GO): intracellular membrane-bounded organelle; membrane coat
Source: RefSeq, a predicted model, not a curated record